Trichosurus vulpecula (common brushtail) is the source of this 933-nucleotide messenger RNA. RefSeq names its product olfactory receptor 13A1-like. Gene Ontology annotation, molecular function: olfactory receptor activity; G protein-coupled receptor activity. Gene Ontology annotation, cellular component: membrane. Gene Ontology annotation, biological process: G protein-coupled receptor signaling pathway. NCBI's taxonomy places the organism in Eukaryota, Metazoa, Chordata, Mammalia, Diprotodontia, Phalangeridae. The transcript has a single exon. The coding region runs from base 1 to 933 and encodes 310 amino acids. The record is from RefSeq and is a predicted model, not a curated record.
AUGGCUAAUAGUAACCACUCAGAAGUGACAGAGUUCAUCCUCCAAGGCUUCUCUGAACACCCCCAACUCUGGAUUCCAUUAUUUGGUUGUUUCCUCUCCUUGUAUAUGGUGGCCCUCACAGGCAAUGUCCUGAUCAUCACAGCCAUCACGUUCAACUCAAGCCUCCACAGCCCCAUGUACUUUUUUUUGUUCAACUUGGCUACCAUGGACAUCAUCUGUACCUCCUCCAUUCUGCCCAAAGUGCUGGAGGGGCUGCUCUCACAGGAGAACACCAUCUCCUAUGGGGGCUGCAUGGCCCAGCUCUACUUCCUUACUUGGUCUGCUUUAUUAGAACUGCUUCUUUUCACAGUCAUGGCUUAUGACCGUUAUGUGGCCAUCUGCCACCCUCUGCAUUACAGCACUAUGAUGAGCAAGACACUCUGCAAUGUGUUGGCAGCUGGUGUGUGGUUGAUCUGUGCCUUCAAUUCCUCCAUAAAUACUGGUCUGAUGACACGACUGUCCUUCUGUGGACCCAAUGUAAUUACUCAUUUCUUCUGUGAGAUCCCUCCUCUCUUGUUACUCUCCUGCACUUCUACCUAUAUUAACAGUGUCAUGACUGUCUUGGCAGAUGCCUUCUACGGUUUUAUAAAUUAUCUUCUGAUUUUAGUGUCCUAUGGUUUCAUUAUCUCUAGCAUCCUGAAAAUUCAGGUAUUAGAGGGAAAGAAGACAGCAUUCUCUACCUGUUCAUCCCAUCUUACUGUGUUGUCUAUGUAUCACACACCUGUUUUCUAUGCCUAUAUAAGUCCUGUUUGUAGCUAUAAUCCAGAGAGGUGUAAACUGGCUGGUGUGCUGUACAGUAUGUUGAGCCCAAUCCUGAAUUGUCUGAUCUAUACCCUAAGGAGCAAGGAGGUCAAAAUGGCCCUUGGGAACCUCUUCCCAUCCUUUAGAAAUUAA